Ilex paraguariensis (yerba mate) is the source of this 324-nucleotide messenger RNA. The record is from the annotation of a GenBank genome assembly. Lineage: Eukaryota; Viridiplantae; Streptophyta; Magnoliopsida; Aquifoliales; Aquifoliaceae.
AUGCCUGAAGAGCUUGGGCAAAUAGUAGGAUUGGAACGCCAACAACUUAUAACAAAGUUAGGAUGUACUGUUCAGAAGCAUGCACCUCUUCAAGUGACAAAAUGGUCAAAGAUUGACAAAGACGAUUGGGAGAGUUUACUCCAAAUGGCCAAGAAAAUGAGUGCUCAAAAUGCAAGGAAUCAGGCAAUGCAAAACACACCUCAUUUAACUACGACAAACUCUUUUACUCGGAAUGGUGUUGAAAUGGAGCAAAUGGUGGAGCUACAGUCACAACCCAUAGGACAGAAUGAAGCACCAAUUUGUGAGGAGGAAAUUUACUCAUAG